Messenger RNA from Nasonia vitripennis (jewel wasp), 2140 nucleotides. RefSeq names its product ankyrin-3-like. The coding region runs from base 944 to 2029 and encodes 361 amino acids. Gene Ontology annotation, molecular function: protein binding. The transcript has a single exon. Lineage: Eukaryota; Metazoa; Arthropoda; Insecta; Hymenoptera; Pteromalidae. The record is from RefSeq and is a predicted model, not a curated record.
UUCGAUGCAAAGGUUUCUUAGCGAGCUAGUCGUCGCGGCAAUCUUGGUUUUCGUGCGAUUAUUCGUUACAGUCGUGAAAUGAACUAGAGUUCGUAGUUAGCUGAGUGGUGCCAGUCUUCGUUAGGAGCGUCGAUAUAUAAUUAACGUGCUAAUAGAUCAUUUCCAACUGUUCCUACACAAACGUUUCAGCGUCAUCUCCUUCAGCCUUUCCUGCUUCAUGUACAUCAUCUUUCCAUCAAUUAGAAAACAAAAAUCAAAGCGUAGAUACAACAAGACAACGAUCCACGUCAGUUCAAUAGCUCGUAUGCGAAAUUUACAUUCCACAUCUGUCAAAAAUCCUCCAAACUUCCCAAAAAGAAAGAUCGGCGAAACUAUUCCUCUCAUCGGCCAAACUUAAGCUGUAACUAAAGCUGUUUUUAAUGUGCGCAGCUCUUCGCCUCUGCGCUAAGCAUAAUCCAGCGCUCCAAUAAAUAUCCUACCCCCCGCAGAGCGUCCAACCGAUUUCAAACAAAGGGAUCCCUCGUCCUCUUCCUGACCCUAUACCUGCGCGUUUCAAUGUCGCCGUCCGGCUGUAAUAUCGGCUACUUUUAUAACGCUAUCUCCUCGCCCUACGAACAUUCUCGAGAGGGUCGCAUCGCAUAUACAGCUACCCCCAACGAACGUCCGCCGAGCCCACGGCCAAUUGGAAAAAUUCGCACCUCUACUCCUCCUUCCCGACUCCAGGGGUCGAGAGGAGCUACCGCCGAUCUGCGACAGACCGGCUUCUUCAGGUCAGUCGCCUGACGAAGCUCGAGUCGUGCGGUCCUUACAUCUGUUACCUGUUACAUACUCUGGAAAUACUCUCAGUCGAAAGCGCGUCAGUCGGUGCGUAAAAGCGAUCGCAAAUUCGUAAAUCACAGAGGUGACAAAAAUCGAAAAUCGAAAAAAAAGUGUCCGAUAAGUCAUGGAUCGUCAACAGCCGAUCGCUCAGCCGGCACGCGUGCCCCAGAUAAAAAAAUCGUCCGAAUUCCUAGAGCAUCAACAGCAGGUAGCUCCAGCGGUGAACCAGGACACACUGCUGCACUCGGCGGUGCUCAAGCAGAACGAGAAGGUCGUGAAGUUCCUGCUGAAACACGGGGCGGACGCGAACGCGCGUAUGCGCUUCGGUAAGGAGCCGAUGCAGAGUCUCAGUGCCGAUCCCAAUCCGGAGAUGCGCGAGAUCUUCUACCGAUACCGCAGCGCCUCGAUCAACUCCACCGGCUACAGCUCGCUCAACCUCAGCGUAGGCACCUCGUACACGCUCAACCCCUACACCGGCCAAAGGAACAAGAGCGUCUCGAACCUCAGCGAGAAGUACCGAUCCCUCCAGAGGGACAGCAAAAAUCACAACCCCACGCCGGUGCACGUGACCGCGGCGAACGGCAAUCGCGGCAUCCUCGAGCUCCUCCUGAAUCACGGCGGUGACGUGAACCUCGACAUGGAGGGCGAUUACACAGCCCUGAGCAUCGCCAUCCUGCGGCGACACUUCGACAUCGCUGAGCUGCUCAUCGAGCAGGGCGCCAACGUCAACUACAGAGGCCGGAGCGGCAAGACGCCGCUGCACUUCGCCGUCAAGAGCAAACAGAUCGAGAUGGUGCAGCUGCUGCUGCGCAACGGCGCCGACGUCAAGUCCCGCACCGAACACGGUGUCACGGCGUUGCACAUCGCCGUCGAGAGGAAACUUCAGGACGUCGCCGAGCUGCUGCUGAAGAACGGCAGCGACGUCAACGCCAGAACCAGGACCGGAGUGACGCCGCUGCACUGCGCAGCCGUCAAAGGCCAGAAGGAAAUCACCGAGAUGAUCCUCAGCUACGGGGGCGACGUGAGCGUCAUCAUGAAGAAGGGCGAGAUCGACGUCACUCCGCUGCUCUGGGUCACCGAGAGCGAGAGGAAGAAGAUCACCGAGAUACUCAACAGGUACGUCGUCAAGAGCAACACCGGCGGCUACUACAGCCGGCUGAUCAAGAAGUUUUGGAAACAUAUUGCCGGAAAGAAGUGCAUCUUGAACUAGAGAUAUGUAACGAGCUGCUGGAGUGCGGAUGCGAGUAUGGUUCCAGUGCAGAUUUUGCCGAUUCUUUGCCUCACUGAACCGAUUUUUUUUUUUAUGGAAAAGAAAAAAAAA